AUGGACAAAUUAUCGGCUCUCCGAACCGGAAGUUCACUACCACCGCCAAAAGCCAAACCAAAAGCAGCCCCCACCGACUUCUCGCCGUUGCCGUGGAGCGAUUUUUUUGACGCCGCUGAUGAUAUAGAGAUUGAAGGCGACACGUUUCGGGUGUAUUCCAAGGGCACGACGGGUCCUGUUUUCUUCCUCUUUCAUGGCGGCGGCUAUUCCGGGUUGACGUGGGCUUGUUUCGCGAAAGAACUAUCCGAGCGUGUGGAAUGCCGAGUCGUUGCCCCGGAUUUUCUAAAAGUGCUGUUUUUGGCGGGGACCGAUCGAUUGGAUAAGGAGUUGAUGAUCGGCCAGAUGCAGGGCAAAUUCCAGACGACGUUGCUGAAAAAAGUCGGACAUGCUAUUCAGGAAGAUUCCCCAUCCGAUCUGGCCGACGAGUCAGCCCGUUUCGUCGUCCGGCACCAAUUCACCACGCUGAAGGGCGAUAUCAAGAAUAUGAAAAAGCCGGGUAAAACCUACCAUCGGGCCGAUGUGAUCCAGGACAAGGCGGCCGACGCGCCAUCAAUCGUCGAUGCCGUCCAGUUUCACGGGGUGCGCAUGACGAAAAGCGACGCCCUCGUGAAGGAGAUCACGGAGCUGUACCGGUCGGCCAACCUCGAUCAGCUCGUCCACAAUUCACACUUGGCGGCUAGGCACUUGCAGGAAGUAGGCCUAAUGGAGAAUGCAACGGCGCUCAUUGACAUCUCCCCCGGCGAAGAUCGGUACAUUGUCAACUUUGUCGUCAAGGAGCCAAAACCCUUCACGCUCGGUGUGAAAGCCGGGAUGAGCACGCAGGGAGAUGCGGAUUUGUCGCUAAACGCCGGGAAAGCGAGUUUUCUAGGGAGAGGAGAGACGGCAAAUGCUUCUUAUGCAUAUACCGUAAAAGGCGACCACAGCUUCAGCCUCUCGCUGAUGAAGCCGUUCCUCGGCUGGCAAAAAUACUCGAACAUCUCGAUGUCGGCGUUCAGGUCGAUGGCGCAUUUGCCGUGGAAUCAGUCAAAUCUCAACGAAAAUGCCCUCAUUCUGCAAUACAACGGCCAACUGCUCGACAAGCGAUUGUUGCAUACCGUCAAAUUAAAUACGAUUUGGCGCACUUUGGAAGCAACGGAUGAGGCGGCGUUUGCCGUCCGGGAAUUUGCCGGGCACACGAUCAAAUUCUCCGUGGAGAAUGCGAUAGCCUAUGAUACGAGGGAUCGGCCGCUGUUGGCGACGAAAGGAUUAUUGGCAAGGAUCAACCAAGAAUACGCGGGCCCUCUCGGCGACAGCCAUUUUUGGAAGAACCAACUCGAUUUCCAAGGCGCCACCAAGCUUAUUGGAGAUCUGGUGCUUGGCCUAUCACUCCAGUUAAAAACGGUAAACGGACUCGGAAACCGAGAACUUCACCUGCUGGACCGUGUCUACCUGGGCGGAAAUCAAGACUUGCGAGGCUUUGGGCUGAACUCACUUGGGACACGAUCAAAUAAUUCCUCGCUCGGCGCCGGCACAACGGCAGCCGGUGUGCUUCACCUCUACCAACCGCUCUUCCCCAAGGAUAUGGUAUUCGCGCACGCGUGGCUGGCGAGCGGUUCGUUCGCCUCGGUUCGGGCACGAUCAGCGAUGAGGGAGAUGAUCAAUUCACAACGGGUCACCGCCGGCAUCGGGUUGACGCUCAUUUUCAAGAACAUUUUCCGAUUCGAGCUGAACUACGUGCAUCCACUCAAAUACACGGUCGGCGAUUCCGUGACGCGGGGCAUCCAUUUCGGGGCUGGCAUCAAUUUCUUG
Molecule: messenger RNA, 1788 nt
Organism: Mesorhabditis spiculigera
Lineage: Eukaryota; Metazoa; Nematoda; Chromadorea; Rhabditida; Rhabditidae
Source: the annotation of a GenBank genome assembly